This is a messenger RNA of Glarea lozoyensis ATCC 20868, 1701 nucleotides long. RefSeq lists its product as uncharacterized. NCBI's taxonomy places the organism in Eukaryota, Fungi, Ascomycota, Leotiomycetes, Helotiales, Helotiaceae. The record is from RefSeq and is a predicted model, not a curated record. The transcript has 3 exons. Bases 1 to 1701 code for a protein of 566 amino acids.
AUGGCCGACCUACAUCAUGGGUCGUUUUCUUAUUCGACAGGUCCUACGGCUAGCGAUCUGAAAAUCACGAGUUUGGAGGAUUGUCAAUCCCAAUUAAUCGCAGCCAAUAAAUUUGAGGAUUUAGCGACUAUCUUCACGAAUGCGUUGAGCAACCAUUCAGAGGAGGUCGAUAAAUUCGAGAAGUUUAGUGGUGAUAGGGCGAGAGAAUCGGCUCGUCCACGUCUUUCAUUUGUCCCAAUCCAUGCUUUGGCUCUAGGCCUGGAGCCCUUUGAAGAGGAGGCAUUAAAGGCCAUUGUUUUUGGCAAUGUCUCAACAGAUAAUUAUAUCGACAUAUUCUGGGAUAUUGUCACAGAACAGAGCGAGCAAAGAGCAGGAGAAUUAGUUGUCUACGAAGCUGAGCGAUCUUCAGAACCAAGAUUUGUUGUUUGCUUUCGAGAUCAGGUUUUUGACAUUAGAUACAUUCGUUGUGACAAUUUGGUUCGAGAAUAUCCAGAUGUGGCUCAAGCCUCUGAUGGAUUUCUUCAGGAUCUGGAAAACCAGAUUCCUGAAGCGGUACAGGAUGUUGUUAAAAUGAUCCAGCGCGGCGCAGAUAUUCGCCGAAUACUUGAUCAGCAUCCAGCCAUCCGGAAAGCGUAUUCGUUCCUAAAGAGAUGGGUUGCCAUUAAAGGACUUAGUGCGACUCUGCCGGAUAACCAGAUUUUCAAAGCUCUUCUUGAAUGCCACAAGCAAAUAUCCGAGUCCAACGAUGAAAAUACAUCUUUGGAGCUAUCAAACCUAAUCAGCGGAUGCUUGACGCACAUGGAGAACGAAUUAGAUACGAGUCAUAGCUUAUGUCUUCGUUCAAGUCUCGAGUCUUAUCCGUACAAGGACUGGCUUAAUCACAUUGCAGAGACAGAUGAAAUACCAGUUGAGAAGAAGAUGAGACGCACACAUACUAUCAGAGUUAUGGUUACUUACUCCGGAGUAUCGCCAAUGAAGGGAGCGCAGUGGCUGCUGAUGGUCCAACGAAAGCUAGCUAAGCUCAAAGAUCGUAUCGAACGUGCUCUGCCCGAAACUAGCGAUACUAACGUAAUCAUCUGGCCAUAUCGUCUGGUUCAGCCUGACGCAACAGCCACUGAUUCCGUCUACGAAGGCAAUUUUGUCCUUGGUCUCAACCUGAAUCCUCAAUCCGCCGAUCAGGAUAUGGAAACCGUCAAAGAAAUCGCAGAAAACUGGCGACAUCAAACAGAGCAGGACAGAGCGACUUUGAAGUCUCACUGCUUCAUCCGCUUCUCCUACACCACCCUUCCGCCACUCAAAAUCUGCUCCCGUAAAUGGCCCCGUUUGAUCCUCACCAGCGACAACAUCCAAGAUACAGAUUCAGACAACAUGCCCUCCAAGACAGCCAAACCAUCUAAGUUACUUCCAUCUUCCAUCUUCGAAACCAAAGCACCUCGUUUCCGCACAGCAGCAGAAGUACUGAACCGUCUAAAACACGAUCCCUCUUAUAACCUCGAUGAAUUUGUGAUUGGAUAUCUUGAUCGAGUCAAAGAUCGAGUUUUGGAAAAGGCGGCUGCUGAGUGGGAGAGGGAAAGCACGGCUGAGGAAUUUAUCCCGGAACAUAGGAUUGUGUAUUUUAAGAGGUAUGCUGGGAAUGGGAAGGAAGGUGAGGUGGUUUGGGGAAGGAGGGAGAAGGUUGAUUUGGUUUUUAAUAGCUCUUGA